Sinocyclocheilus anshuiensis is the source of this 2449-nucleotide messenger RNA. RefSeq names its product mucin-22-like. The transcript is spliced from 37 exons. The coding region runs from base 115 to 2193 and encodes 692 amino acids. The record is from RefSeq and is a predicted model, not a curated record. Gene Ontology annotation, biological process: epidermis development. NCBI's taxonomy places the organism in Eukaryota, Metazoa, Chordata, Actinopteri, Cypriniformes, Cyprinidae. Gene Ontology annotation, cellular component: cytoplasm.
GGAUCACUAGAAAUCUCCAGGUCAAAUAUGUAAGAGGGGAAGAGCAGCAAACUGUAUGUUAUUCUCCUCUAACCUCUAUCACAUCCCGCACACCUGAAAUACCAAGCAUAAACCAUGUCUUUCACUCCAAAAUCAUACAGUAAAACCCAAACAGUUACAACUUCAAGCACUAGAUCCACUAAUGUGGAUGACGGCAAAAAGAAAUCCCUGCUAAAGGACAAUAGCUGGAUUAGGACAAAUGUGAAAGAGGAGGAGCAAGUCGAACGUGAUGGUAACUUCGGCAAAACUGUUCUGAGUCGUUAUAAGUCCAACGAAAGCCUUGUCAGCCCUCAAGAUCAAACUAGCAAAACUGAGAGCAAAGCCAGCACUGUCAGCACUUCGUCAGGUGCCACUGUCCAAGCGCUCUCUAAAAGAUUUGGCGGCAGCCAGGACAAACUGAAUGAAACCAGAACAACAGGAACUAAAACAACUGUGAAAACGGAGCCCAGGAAAAGCUCUACUUCUACAACAACAACAAUCAAAGAUGGUACAAAGAUAACUGAGACAACUGUGACCACUACCAAGCAGGAUGUGGUGAAAUCAUCUACCAAGUCUGAAACACUCACUGAUAAAGAGCUGGCAGGUUUAAACACCAAGAGUUCUGGUGAUUACAAGACUGAAGUCAUUACUGUCAAGUCAUCAAAGGACACUGUUGAUGGACCAACUUCACCUGUCAAGACCACCACAAGCAUUUUCAAUUCUAGCAUCAAAACCUACACCAAAGGGGAUGUUUCACCCACUAAAACAACAUCAUAUUCUGUCCGAUCCACAAAGAGCACUGAGGAUCAACUAUUUGAUACUCUCAUACCAACAUCUAUCAAGUCAGCCAACACGAAAUAUGACAGCAGUGACUACAAGACUGAGGUGGUUACUGUGAAGUCUUCAAAGGACAUCAUUAAUGUACCAACUUCACCUGUCAAGACCACCACAAGCAUCAAAACCUACACCAAAGGGGAUGUUUCACCCACUAAAACAACAUCAUAUUCUGUUCGGUCCACAAAGAGCACUGAGGAUCAACUAUUUGAUACUCUCAUACCAACAUCUAUCAAGUCAGCCAACACGAAAUAUGACAGCAGUGACUACAAGACUGAGGUGGUUACUGUGAAGUCUUCAAAGGACAUCAUUAAUGUACCAACUUCACCUGUCAAGACCACCACAAGCAUCAAGACCUACACUAAGGAGGAUGUUUCACCGACUAAAACAACAUCCUAUAGCACAAAGAGUGACUACACAACUGAAGUGGUUACUGUGAAGUCUUCAAAGGACAUCAUUAAUGUACCAACUUCACCUGUCAAGACCACCACAAGCAUCAAGACCUACACCAAGGAGGAUGUUUCACCAAUUAAAACAACAUCUUACAGCACAAACAGUGACUACAAGACUGACGUGGUUACUGUGAAGACUUCAAAGGACAUCAUUAAUGUACCAACUUCACCUGUCAAGACCACUACAAGCAUCAAGACCUACACCAAGGAGGAUGUUUCACCGACUAAAACAACAUCCUAUAGCACAAAGAGUGACUACACAACUGAAGUGGUUACUGUGAAGUCUUCAAAGGACAUCAUUGAUGUACCAACUUCACCUGUCAAGACCACCACAAGCAUCAAAACCUACACCAAAGGGGAUGUUUCACCCACUAAAACAACAACAUAUUCUGUCCGGUCCACAAAGAGCACUGAGGAUCAACUAUUUGAUACUCUCAUACCAACAUCAAUCAAGUCAGCCAACACUGACAGCAGUCGCGAGGAUGUAUCGGUCUCCAAAUCCAUCAGAACCGUGUAUUCUACAAAUGAGAGAGAUGAAUGGAGUACAGUCACAAGUCCUUCUUACAGCAGAACAUCAUACACAGAGAGCAGGCCUGUUGAUUACCUGUCUGACACGCUCGCAUCAAAAACCACUACGACUGUGUACACUUCACCGGAAAGGGUAGUAAGUGGGAAGGACAUUUGCACAGUCUGCCAUAAAAACAUGUACACAGAUGAAAAGAUGAUCCUGGAUGACAUGAAUAUCAACUGUCAUGCAAGUUGUUUCAAGUGUGGGGUGUGUAAUGCUUCUCUGGGACUCCUGAAGGCAGGGGACAGUUUGUGGGUGUACCGUCGUGCCAUUCACUGUGAGAGCUGCUUUGGUGUCACUAAGGGCAAAUGGCUCCGCUGAAACUACAUUUAGCAAUAAUGAAGUGAUGUUAUGAAAGAGAUGGCAAAUAUACAUGCCUAUUCCGAAACUUUCCCACGGCUUUGAUUUGGACUCGGGCCAUUUGAAGUGCAUAAAACAGUUUUUGGUGGUGGACUUCUGUCUGAUAAUAGACUUUGGGGUUUAUUAAUUGCAUUGAUUGCUAUCCUCCCCGAUGAUGCGACAAGGAUCUUAUCUGAUUAUCAAAAUAAUAAGAAUAUUUUUAAAGAAGUAUAUUUUU